AUGGCAGCAGCAGGAGGCGCGUCGAGUAUUAUUACUCAGGUGCAACAGACAGGCGGUCCUCCAAUAAAUACACUCGGUGAUGUUGGCGGGGACGAACAUAUCACACUCGAUCUCCGGGGAACCCGGUUUACGCUUUCGCGUGACGAACUACUGACUCUACCAGAGUUUGUCCUUCUAUCACUAUUCCCAAAUGGUUUACUUCCGGAUGGACAUAUGAAUGGCUUCCAUGAAAGCGAUGUUUAUCCUGUUGAUUAUGACCCAGCGUCUCUCCAGUACAUGUUGGACUUCUUCCGUUCCGUUGCGCAGUCUAUACCGUCUUCACCGUCUGCCUCUCCAGAUCUUGAUGUGGCCCCCGAUUUUAUGCAAGGCUCCACGCGAGACAUGCUUCAAGAUCGUGCCGGCAUAAUCGUCUUACGCGAAGAUUUAGACUUUUAUGCAAUCCCUCCACGGCCAGACAUUGACCACGCUGAGAUGAUGGAUGUUAAACGAUGCGCUGCGAAGGCGCUUCUACAACAAGAUGGGAUAUUUUCGGGGCUGAGAAAAAGCGACGAGCCGGGUUCUACGGAGCAACAUCUCAUUGAGAUGCUCACUGCAGGUGGGUUUGACCGUGAAGACCAUUGGGGUCACCGUGCCCCGGAGCCGAACAAAGCAGUAAUUUGCAGCCUUGCGUUGGCUAAGCUCCGAACCGAUAUCAGAGGUGAUCUAGCCAGCAAUAAUGUCGGAAUGGCCCAAAAGCUUCUUUUGUUUUGGCGGAAACCAGCGCGACGAUGUUGGUGGGAGGGCGUUGAGUUGGACAAUGUCGACGGAGUUGAAGGCAAAAUCAAAAUUUGGAUCCGCAGGGUCUGGACCCUCGAGAUGAGCGUAAUUGGACUCCGAUAG
This is a messenger RNA of Aspergillus puulaauensis, 879 nucleotides long. Its product is annotated as putative general stress response protein Whi2. NCBI's taxonomy places the organism in Eukaryota, Fungi, Ascomycota, Eurotiomycetes, Eurotiales, Aspergillaceae. Gene Ontology annotation, cellular component: nucleus. Bases 1 to 879 code for a protein of 292 amino acids. The transcript has 6 exons. The record is from RefSeq and is a predicted model, not a curated record. Gene Ontology annotation, molecular function: RNA binding.